GGCGUGACCGACACAGCGGAGGCGCGUUCACGUGGUCGCCACCGGCCCCUGCGCUGCCUGGAGAAAGAGAGGAGGGAAGCAGUCAUCAAAAAAAAAAUAGAAAAAGAAAAGAAAAAGAAAAACAUUGGCCCACAUAUCACAGGAGCGACGGGUUGAACCCACUCAGCUUCAUUUAUAAAACAACAACAGAGGAGAGAGGAGGCUGCGCGCCCCGGAGAGAGACGUGACUCCAUCCGCGCGCGGUGGCAACGGAGCGCACACUCUCGGGGGUUUAUUUUUCCGUGUCGGUCACCCGGUGCUCCACACACGCACACACACACACACACACACGCACACACCCUGCACCUGUGAGGAGGAGACGGGGACCAGAGAGGAGGCUGUGCAGAGAGGAGGAGGACCAUGGAGGGGAUGCAGGCGUACGGAGCCGGGAAAGCCGGAGGAGCCUUCGACCCCGUCACCUUCCUCCAGCAGCCUCAGACCGUCCUCCGCAUAGUGUCUUGGCUCUUCUCCAUCGUGAUCUUCGGCUGCAUCGCCAACGAGGGCUACAUCAACCGCCCCAACGAAGUGGUGGAGUACUGCAUCUUCAACCGCAACCAGAACGCCUGUAAUUAUGGCGUCUUCAUGGGGUCCAUGGCCUUUCUCUGCUGCAUGGCCUUCCUGGCUCUGGACAUCUACUUCCCCCAGAUCAGCAGCGUCAAAGACCGCAAGAAGGCGGUGCUGGCCGAUAUCGGGGUUUCAGCAUUCUGGUCCUUCAUGUGGUUUGUGGGCUUCUGUUUCUUGGCCAACCAGUGGCAGGUGACCAAGCAGGAUGACAACCCCCUGAGGGAGGGAGGGGAUGCAGCCCGGGCAGCCAUCACCUUCGCCUUCUUCUCCAUCUUCACCUGGGCGGGCCAGUCCUUCCUGGCCUUCCAGAGAUACAAGCUCGGGGCCGACUCGGCGCUCUUCUCCCAGGAGUACACGGACCCCAGCCAGGAUGCGGCCGGCGCCCCCUACACCUCAUUCGGAGGCGACGACUUGGAGAGCCCUUCAGGAGGAGGAGUAGGAGGAGGAGGAGGAGGGGGCCAGGCAAACAGCGACGGCGCCUUUGACGGCAACGGGGGCUACCAGCGCCAAGACUACUGAGACACCGAGAGGAAGACACACGUUAGGAAGGUUGCCUCGACAUUUCUCGUUUAUAGAGGGUAUGCGUGUGACGUCGCAGCAAGCGAAGUCUCCAUGGUUAUGGCCACUGAGUGACAAAAACUGGCAGUUGAACAUGGAGGUUAGCAGCAUUAGUUUGAAUCACAGGCUUUAAUAGAGUCUAAAUUGUAAAAUUUGUUUUUAAAAUGGGGAAGAGCUGUUGUGUGAUUGACUGAACCAACAGAUUUGAAAAGCAGUCAGAGAUAUAUUUUUACAGAUAUAUAUAUCUCAGACUGCAAAAAAACAGAAGUAAAUGGGUCACUGCAUUAGAAGAAACAACUGGACUCCUGGUGUUUUGGUUAAAUUUUAGUGUCAGGUAAUAUUAAUUCAUUCUGUGUUUUUUGAUGAAGUCAAACCUUAAGUUACUUCUUAGGUUAGGUUCUGGAGGGCUGUCAGAUAAGUUUGUGGAUGUUGUUGUUUCGUCGUAGCUACGGACGACAGUAACUAUUUCAGUUCCAACAAUAAAUAACAAUAAAACAGUAAACGGAAUAUUUGUGAUCGCUCCUCGUCAUCUUUUAUUGAGCUUCAUUUAUCAUUAACUAACCUAAACUAACUUAAACUAACUGAAACUGAGGCUAAUCCACUUUUCCAAAUCCACACUAGUUCGUAUGGAUCAUUGUUGAGUCCAGUUGUUUUUAAUUUGAUCCGAUCAUCCACAUUUUCCCAGCUCUCACUGUAUUUACUGAUACAUUUCACUGUUUUUGCCACUUGGGGGCGGAAGUGACGUCAGUGCAUACCCUCUAUAAUGACGUUCUGAGCGGCUGGUUUGACUUUAGCCACGACCACAGGGGCAGCUUUGACCCAGAGUAAAAAAAAAAAAAAAAAACGUCACGAAUUUAUUGUUACAUGUACAAAACAGUCACAGUGUGCAUGUGACAACGACAAAAUGACAACAUUACAAAUGCAAAGGCAAAAUGACGAAGAAUACAUUAUUAAUCUGUGACAGAGAUGAUCUGUCAAGAAGUUUACAAUUUGAUUAAAUACGGUCAUUUAAAUGAGAACACGGGGUGAGAAUGACACAUCAACCUGCACGUUUUCACCCGUGAGUGGUGGAUAAAGUCAAACCGGUAAUUUAAGGAAAAGCGUGUGGUCGUGAGCCGCACUGGGACACGCUGGGGUCGAUGCAAGGUGUUGGGCAGGACUGUGGGAGGGGGGUUUGGGGGAGGUGGGUGGGGUGUCGGGGUGUGGGGGGGGACGGGGAGGAUAACGAGCAGGUCAAGGAGCUAAAUGGUCGCCCUGCCGCAGAUCAAUGCUGGUGAGCAAAUUGCCUUCAUCUUCUGAGGUCUGCUGUCAGUCAGCAAACCGAGUUCGAUCAGUGUGUUAGCUGGAACGAUUUCAGACGCACACACACACACACACACACACACACACACACAGAAAACAGAGACAGGUUCACAGCAUAUCGAUUUUUAAAAAAAGAUACAAGUUUCUGCUGACAAAACUCCACGUGGUGCAUUAGAGGACAUCAGCAUAGACGAACAUCUGGCAACUAAUCCCCUCAACACGAGUGCGUUUGUGUUUGCACUGAAAGGUCCUUUUUUUAAUUUUAUUAUUAUUAUUAUUAUCUUUCUUUCUCGAUGAGUGUUUUCUCGUUUUCCUAAAGAGCUUUUUCUUUCUAUUAAUCGUUGCCUUAGUGCUGACUGCCAAGUUAAAUCCAACACAGGACGACUUUAAGCCCGACAUCAUCACACUACCGAUUCAGCAUGUUUGACGCAAAAGCUUCCCCUAAUGGGAGUUUGUGUUGCCUUUUUAAACGUGUGGUAAAACAUCGGAACACAUUAGCUUUCGUCAUAGAGCAUCCCAGGUGACACAGAAGUUUGUUUCCUAUCAGCAGAUCUGCAGAAAAAAAAAAAGAAAAGAAGGAUUUGUCCGUUUGGUAUCAUCUGUUUCACUCCAGUCAAUCUGCAACCACGGCAACCAUGAGCAUCCUGAGUAAUUAUGAAAAUGCAUUGUUCCACUUUCUUAAAGAAUAAAGUAUAUCUAUCUCUCUAUAAAUAUAUGUAAAUCUAUAAUUCAGUAUAUUACAGUGUUUGAAAAAAAUAAAAAAAUAAACAGAUUAUGCUUUAUUUUAGGGCAUUAUGCUAGUUCUAUAUAAAAAAAGAAAAGAUAAAAGACGACCUACGGUUCCUUUGAGUGUUAUUGUGACAACUAUAUGGUGGGGUCAUCCAUGCCUCAUCCCUUAUGUUGCUUUCACGGUAAGGAGAUGUUUUUAUUUUGGUAUAACAAUAUUAACUAUUAAAAAAAAAUGUGGCAACAAAAUAAAUAAGUUGAAAAAAAAAAAAAAAAAUAUGACCAAAUGAUCAAAGUAUAUAUGGACGUAUAUACUUUACACUACUGUACAUCCGUGUAGACGUAGAAAUGUGUGACGUUUGCUCUGUGAAAUCCGUUAAACAAAAUAAAGCAAGGUAAGAUUCAAGACUGUGUACAAAUGUAUGUUUUUGAUGUGUUCGAUUUUAACCAAUAAAAAUGAAAUGCUGAUAAAG
Molecule: messenger RNA, 3662 nt
Organism: Mugil cephalus (flathead mullet)
Lineage: Eukaryota; Metazoa; Chordata; Actinopteri; Mugiliformes; Mugilidae
Product: synaptogyrin-1-like
Exons: 4
Coding region: 400-1122 (240 amino acids)
Cellular component (GO): neuromuscular junction; synaptic vesicle membrane
Source: RefSeq, a predicted model, not a curated record